Messenger RNA from Pistacia vera, 1294 nucleotides. Its product is annotated as GDSL esterase/lipase At5g14450-like. Gene Ontology annotation, molecular function: hydrolase activity, acting on ester bonds. The coding region runs from base 143 to 1261 and encodes 372 amino acids. The transcript is spliced from 6 exons. The record is from RefSeq and is a predicted model, not a curated record. NCBI's taxonomy places the organism in Eukaryota, Viridiplantae, Streptophyta, Magnoliopsida, Sapindales, Anacardiaceae.
UAUUUAGGUAAGAAGAUGGUAGCUGUUAGUGGCUGAAAAACAACAAAAGAUUUAGUAGUUAGUAGUUACAGUGAGGAAGGUUCCGUACGUUUAACCUUAUAUAAAGGGGAUUAGAUGGUCAAGUGCAUUAACAAAAGAAGAAAUGGGGAAAUUGAGCAAGAGUGAGAGUGUAUUAGCAGUGGUGACUGGAUCAGUUGUUUUAAUUGUUUCAUUUGUUACAAGUAGUUCAAGUGCUUGCAGCUUUCCAGCAAUUUACAACUUUGGGGAUUCUAAUUCUGACACUGGCGCUGACUCAGUGACAUUUGGUCGACUUCCUUAUCCUAACGGCAAGACUUAUUUCGGUAUACCUUCUGGCAGGAAUUGUGAUGGACGUCUCAUCAUUGAAUUUAUAGCCGAGAAAUUGGGAUUACCUUUGCUGAAUUCAUAUCUUGAUUCUUUGCAAUCAAAUUUCCGACAUGGAGCAAACUUUGCUGCUAGUCGAGCUACAAUCCAGCAAGUAAAUGGUCAGUUAUGUGAGGGACGUUAUAGCCCCUUAUCUCUCGGUAUUCAGCUUUUGCAGUUUGAGCAACUUAAAGUCCGCACUAACGAGUUUUACAUUCAAGCCAAUAGCUCACAAACCAAAGUCAAAAGUGAUCUGCCAAGGCCAACAGACUUCUCAAAGGCACUUUACACAAUAGAUUGUGGACAAAAUGAUCUUCAUUAUUUAGUUACAACGAUGACGGAGGACCAAGCCAACGCAGCCAUCCCCAAUAUAACUAAUCAGUUUGUUCAAAUCAUAGAGAAGCUCUACCAAGAAGGAGCAAGGAAAUUUUGGAUACAUAAUACAGGUCCCAUUGGGUGCUUGCCACUUAUGGUUCUUUACCAUCCCAAGUCUGGUGAUGUAGACGAAAUUGGUUGCGUUAAGUCUUACAAUGAGAUUGCUCAAGAAUUCAACAAGCAGCUUAAAUACAGGAUUUACCAACUAAGUUGCCAACUUCAGGGAGUGGAGCUUAUUUCUGUCGAUAUCUAUUCAGCUAAGUACACUUUAAUUAGAGAAGCAACUAACUACGGUUUUGUAAAUCCUUUUGAGUAUUGUUGUGGGAAUGAUAAUUACAAAUGUUGGGAGAGAUCGGCAACAAAUAUUAGUGCAUGCAAUGAUCCAUCAAAAUACAUUAGUUGGGAUAGCCUGCAUUAUACUGAAGCUGCAAACUAUUGGAUAGCAAGCCGCAUUGUGAAUGGCUCAUUUUCAGAUCCUCCGAUUUCCCUCGAGAAAGCAUGUUGAGAUCCUCUUCUUCACUCACGUUUAUCACCUCCA